This is a messenger RNA of Haplochromis burtoni (Burton's mouthbrooder), 2378 nucleotides long. RefSeq names its product dual oxidase 2 (gene duoxa). Lineage: Eukaryota; Metazoa; Chordata; Actinopteri; Cichliformes; Cichlidae. The coding region runs from base 129 to 1208 and encodes 359 amino acids. Gene Ontology annotation, cellular component: endoplasmic reticulum membrane. Gene Ontology annotation, biological process: protein transport. The record is from RefSeq and is a predicted model, not a curated record. The transcript has 7 exons.
CGAGGGGGGGCCCUGCUGGUAUAAAAGAAGCCUAUGCUUCUUCAACCUUCACACUUAACUUCCUUCUCCUUCAGUGAUCACUGACUUAACUUUAAGUCUCAGUUGUGUCUGUAAGAGCAGAAGCUAAGAUGACUUUCUACGAUGACAUUUACCCAUUCUACACUGUACAAAGGACUCCGUUUAUCUUCAGCAGCCGCUUGCUCACCAUUAUUCUGGUCUUCCUUGUGUUAGCGGUCAGUCUUCUUCUCAUUCUACCCGGGAUACGAGGGAAGUCGCGGCUCUUCUGGACAUUUAGAAUAGUUACCAGCUUGUUCAUUGGUGCCGUGAUAGUGGCACUCAACUUCACUAACGACUGGGCCGAGGCCAGAAUGACCACAAAAGCCACCUAUAAGUCUUUCAGCAACGCGGUGGUUAACGCGGAGAUUGGCUUGCAUGUCGGACUGUAUGGCAUUAACGUUACGCUGAAAGGGAAUCCUGUCGUACAGUUUAAUGAGACCAUUGACUACAAUGAGAUGUUCACCUGGCAUGACACUAUUGAAGAAUAUGAGGAAGCUCUGGAGAAAGGUUUACCCAACCCCAUUCUGUAUAUCGCUGAAAAAUUCACCCCGAGCAGCCCGUGUGGUCUCAUCUUUCAGUACAGAUACUCUGGACGAUACGCUUCUGCAACACUCUGGACAGCAUUUUGCUGCUGGAUGCUCGCCAACAUCCUUUUCUCCAUGCCAGUAAUCCGGUACGCUGGGUACAUGGUGGUUGCCACUGCUGCAUUCAUCUUCUUCUCCAUGAUCUCCUUCACCACCAUCAUGAAUGUGCCUCAGUGUGUUUUCUACAUAGGAACUGACUCCUUUGAAACAGAAUACAGCCAUUCGUUUUGGCUGGCCCUGGCUACAGGCAUCCUGUGCACCCUCAUUGGGCUUCUUGUGGUGAUGCUUGACUUUUUGGUCCCUGAGAAGAUGAAAGAGGCUUUCAGUGUCGGUGUCGACGGCUGUGAAGACGAGGAUGAUUCAUACAGUGAGGGCUACCUGAAUUCAUUUUUCCUCGAUGGAGUGACAAUUUCACCAGUGAAUUUAAAAGUUACAGAAGUAAGUACAUUCAUGAGGGUGGUUCGUACAGUUUUUGAGAAGAUUAGUAAUCAACAAAUUAUCAUUCUGCUGCCUGUUAAUAUCUCAAUCAUUUGUUUAAAGCAGCAACAGUUCUUAUCUUUAAUAUAAGUAAAUUCUACUGUGGGACAAGACCGAAUAGUGUAUUAGAAAGGCAUUCCCAUAGUUAGUUUAUACGGCCGCCAUAGUCACCUUUAUAUCCAUGAUAAAGACGUCGUUCAGCUAACUUUGAUCGUUUUCUUUCUGUGUUACAGGAACAUUUAUGAAGCUGUGCAGAUUCCCUCUCAGGGAGAUUUCAUUGUUCAUACUUGAAAAUGUUUUUUGUUGAAUGUGUUACAGUUAAAGUCUCGACUUUCACGUGUUAGUUAUCUGUGUGAGCCUGUAAAUAAUAAUGUCUUGAAAUUGAGUCCACUGUAAAUAGUCACAUUUGUAAAGGUCACUCUCAUGUUGUAGUAGCUGUAAAUAAACAUAACUUCGUAUGGGAUCCAUACAAUGUGUAUAUAGUGUGUGAAUGUGUGUGUGAAUGGGUGGAUGACUGGAUAUGUAAAGCGCUUUGGGGUCCUUAGGGACUAGUAAAGCGCUAUAUAAAUACAGGCCAUUUUACAGGCCAUUUACCAUAUAGUGUGAUGGGUGUGGAUGGUAGAGCUCUCGUUGUUUUGCUUGUUUGGUAAUGAAACAUGAGACAACACAGAUACAUAUUGAUUGUACACAGAGUAUACACUUUAAGAAUCCGCUCUUUUAAAGGAAAUGCACAUUUGGUUUUAUUUACAUUAAACUGAUCAGAAAGUUGGUCAAAGACAUUAUUAAUAAAAUUAAGCCUACUCGAUCCAAGAAAUUGCUUAAAAACUGAAGAUGUAAUACGACAGCACGCGCUACUCCCUCCAGAGACCAGUGCAAUCUGGCUCUCACCAGAACAGAAAACAUUAGAGUCUCUAGUUUCAGAAACACAACUCCUAAGCUGGCAGCAUUAUUGAAUACCUGCAAGAGCCAGAUGGCACAAAUUUACGACGGGACUGGUGAACACAUUUCUGAACAUUUAAUGAUAUACUAAGCAAAAACAAAUGUGCUUUUUAUUUCUAAAAGGAGAUUUCUAAGCGACCCCACACUAGUGAGAAGCAGCGAGAGCCCGAAUGUUGGAACAUGUGGUUUCCUUGCAUCAGAUUCAUGCACACACAGUGCUCUGAUAGGUUGAAUUGAUUCUCUUGUAAUCCUGUUAAAUAUGGUUUUUUUCUGUCCUGUAAUUUUUUAAGAGCUGAAUAAAAUGAAAACAAACAAGUGCUC